Molecule: messenger RNA, 4758 nt
Organism: Durusdinium trenchii
Lineage: Eukaryota; Dinophyceae; Suessiales; Symbiodiniaceae
Source: the annotation of a GenBank genome assembly
AUGCAACUGAGUGCCUUCGACUACCUGCGUCGUGCACUGGAGGCCUUGCUCAGUGGUGCUUCACUGGCGCUAGAGGUCUGUCCAAAGCAUCCCAGGUCAGAGUUCAAUUGCAACAUGAAGUUCUCCCCGCUCACAGCGACCGUCUCCGCUGUGGACAUCGUCCAGGAUGCCGUCAAUGGCGUUUUGGUGAAGCUCAAAGCGGCCUUGCCGGCGCCCAGUGGGCAGGACGCCAGCAUGCCCUUGCGGCGUUGCCUUGCCGAGCGGGUGGAGGAUGCCGAGGAUCGCUUGCCGCAGGCCUCCUCUCUCUUAGUGGUGGCAUCAGUGCCACUGCUUUCCUUGGACUUCUGUGGGCGACUCUUCAACGUCACGGCGCGAGAGCUCCUGUCAGUGGUGCCGUAUACUGGGGACCUGCCCUUCACUUCUCCAACGGAGCUGUUUGCCGCGAGCGGAGAGCAGCGCCACGUCUACCUGGAUGUGGGCAAGGGCCUGUCCUUUGUCGGCCCCUUCGCCAGCUAUGUGUCCAGAAGCAGCAGCGACACAGUGACCUUCACAGCCGGAGACCAGGUGAUUCAGCUUCAGGCAGUUCAAGAGAUGACCUUGCGGGCGGCGAAGGCAUUGCCUCAGGAGAACCAAUGCAGCUCUGCACAAAAACUGGAGAUCUCCUUUGCUCAUCGAACGCAGGACUGGAAUAGUCGUGAUUUGCAUGUAUGUCAGCCAGACUGCAGGCUCUAUUCGUGUGACUACGGCUUUUGUGAAAUGGCAUCCCCGGGCUUCUGGGGAGAUGGCGAGACCCACCAGGCUUGCGACCUUGUCACCGGCAACUACUACUUUUAUGCCUGGCAAUGGCCGAACAGCAGCUGUCCAUUUCUGUGUGAGGAGGCAGAUGACCGUCCUGUGGGUCGAUCGUGCCAGAGUGAAGUGGGCUACUGGUCACCGGUCUGCAAUAAUACUUGGCACGCCUGCGACCUUCCCACCGGCAUUUCAGCCUCGCAGUUUAGCUCCGUGGCCAACUUCACCACCACGGGCCGCGGCGCGGCCGACGGCUGCGAGAUCACCUUGGCCUUCGUGGCGGCCAAGCCACCGGCGCAGAGCUUUGCGGUUGCAGCGCUGGCCCCACCAUUCACAGUGGAAGCCUUUGUGAACAUGACCUUGGAUGCAAUUCCAACAGGAGAAUCCAGUGUCAGCAGCAUGGCUGUUCUGUUUGGCAGCUUUCCCUCCUGGUACUUGGCUCUCCGGCGCGUUAGUGCAGGACAAGCGCAGCUGGUCUUCUACCACAGUCGACUGACCUUGGCCUCUCACAUCAGCGCAGAGGACAGCACCAUCUCCUCCAGCUCCUUCUCCUGGGACAACGCCCGUGAGCCCUGGCGGCAUGUAGCGGUCACCGUGACGCAGAAUGUGGCCUUCCGGCACAACAUCUUCUUCUACGUGGACGGCACCUUCAUUUCCUCGGGCUAUCGCAGUGUGGCCGCCAUGGACAUUUUGGAAGCGCCCUACAUCAUCCCUGAGCAUCGGGACGUCUUCCAUGUAGGGCCGGUGAACAUGAAACGUUUCCCUGAAGUCUUGAGCUCUGGGCGACCCUACUACGACCUGGCGAUGUACACCGCCCAAUUGGACGAAGUGCGAGUGCAUCAGGAAGCGCUGGACACCCUGACCUUGGGCUUCCAAAUCACCGAGCUUCGGCGCCUGGCGGCCUGCAACACGCCCUACGAGCAGCGAGACGGCUCGGCGUGUCAUGCGCGGCCCAGGCUCACGCCGCCGAACACCACGCUGGAGCAGACGCAAUGUCGGGCUGGAUAUGAGCAGUGCCACCAAAUGCCGGGCAUUUGCAUGGAGGAGUGCACAGGCAACUUGCUGCGACAAGAAGAUUGUUCCUGCGACUGUGCUCCCAGCUACUUCCAGACCUGGCUGAUAAGUGCGGUGCAUCUCACUGGCUCGGGCGACGUGAAGAACGCCACGGUCUACGACGCAGAUCAUCACAUCCUGGGGCAGCUGGGCUACGUCACGCUGCCCCGGAGGAUCGCCUUGGCGGAAGCGGCGCAGGUUGCAGUGGUCGAGGUUUGGGGCGGCGCCUCAGCGACCAGUGUCUCUUUGGAGGUGGAGACUCCGGCUCCUGAGAGCUUGCGCCUGGCGGUGCCGGAUCUACGACUUGUCUUGCUACUCCAGGCUGACCGCCCCGCCUUGUUGCAUCACCGCUUAGCUCUCGACUACGACGACCCCACGCUCUCCUGCGCACGAUGCCCGGGGGAGGCCCCACGCUCCGUGUUGCCACGGAGUGAUACGAUGAGUUGCCGAUGUGCCUCUGGCUAUGGCGCAAACCUCUUGGGCAAGUGCGUACCUGCCGGUGGACCGUUGCAGGCACCGGUCAUCAGCCUAGCGAAUGGGACAUACCACACGGCCGGAACACGUGUACGCAUGUCCUUCCCGCCCCAGGAUGUGGAGGGGCCUUGGUUGUUGGCCAUCCGCUAUGAGUACGGAAGCCUCCCCGAUGCGCCGAAUUGCGAUACAUCACCGAAGUACGAGGAGUUGCAGGGUGAUGUGCCUGGCCUCGACAUCAUUAGGCGUCAAGAGUCAGUGAAGCUCCGCGCGGUUCUUUGUCAUCCGUUGCACCAGAUCUCCUUGGAAAGUGUGGUGGAGUUGCACGGCAAUGACCACAUGAACCCACCACGAUGUGUAGCUUCUGGGAACCUCUCCACGGAGACGACCUAUGCCUUGCAGGUUCAGGUCGAGUUGCUCGUUGAUCAGCAGCCAGAUGCCAGCAUUUUCUAUGAGCUCGAGGGGUCCAGCAGCCCAGUGACCUACACGGCGCCUUUCGUGCUCACCACGCCGGGCUUGGUGACCAUUAGUAGCUGGGCAGAGAAGCCUGGUUUCGACCCGAGUAGCCGCACCAGCUGCAGCUAUUGGAUCGAUGGAGCAGCGCGGUUAACAUUGAGGGCUACCUGGCCAGAGCCCUCGCCUUUGCUGGGCUUUAGCAGUACUGAGGGUGCCUUCUUAGUGGAACGAGACCUCGAGACCUUGGCCUUUCUGCUGGAGGUGCCGGGCGUCACCGACACUUCGUCGCUGCAGCUCCAAUACCGACUCUGGCGUGGCCUUUUGGGCGUUGGAAGCUGGCAAGCCGUGCCCUCUGGAGGUGCCAUGCACCUGAAGCUCUCAGAUCACUUGGAGGCAGCCAACACAACCACUCUGUUGCAGGUGGACUGGCGGUUAAAGGAGCCAGGAUAUGUUUGGACGAAUCCAGGCUACGUGCGGGUGCUGAUCAUCAAGACACGUACCGAGGUGCCGAGCAUCCAUGCGGAACCGCUGGUGCUGUGGCAACUGGGAGAUCACUGGUUUGAGGGUCCCAAGCGCGACGUGGCUAUGAGACAGACCCACACGGUGCAGCUUUUGCAGCCGAACCCGGCUGCACGGGUGCUCUUCUCGAUCCGCUCGGAAGUCGGACAGCCGGAGGUGAAACGCGGCCGGGCCAUCGACGUGGAAAAGCUCACAGCUCCCCACUGCCACUUCUCAGGCGCAAUGCUGGAGCACUUCCGCUCCAGCGUACCCAAUGCGGGUUUACAGCCGGAGGAGAUGCCAAAUGCAUGUGGGGGAACUGCGCUGCAGCUCUUGGCAGUGGAGGUCCCAAAGCUUUGCGAUUACCUGGGGCCCUUUGAGGUCCUGGGCGGCGCCGUGGUCACGGCCUAUGCAAUCGUGGCAGGGCAGCUUGAGAGUCCAGCGGCCACACUGCUUGUGCCCAAAGAACUUGAGCCCAGCGUAGAGGAUCUCACCUUCCGUGCCUUUCCUGAGGCCGAUGAUGUGUCUGGGAACGUGCUGACCAUCACGCCACAGCUCCAGGUGUUGCCAUCAGUGUCAAGUUUUUUGAGCUUUUCGGUGGGUCAACCAGAUGCUGAGCGGCAAAGCUGUGUACUCGCAACUCCCUACAGUUACCUGUCCACUAUCAACAGCAGCAAGUUCAUCAAAGACUGCAGCUGGCUUCCUUACAAUGGCCCUCGAAAGCUCUACUUGGAAACCCUCUUGCAGGAGGCCCCAGCGGCGGCGCUGACGCUGAAUGUGACGAUCCUCACCACUGUGAGGCGUCCAGGGUAUUUGUGGUCAUUCCCUUUGGCGAGCACCGUUCUGUGGCUCCGCGAACGCACGCCCUUGCCCAAAGUGGUCCAGAUCCUGGAGCCUGGCGCGGUGAUGCCCAAAGCCAUGGUGUGGCUUCAGGAGGGCCAGGCAGCAGAGUGCUUCUUCACGUUGCACUAUGAGCCGUUGGAGCUGAGCGAUGUGCCAUCUCCAUUCUUGGUGGAGGUGCCUGCGGUGACCGCCAGCGUCGCCAGCAUCGAGGAAGCCUUUCGUCCCACGGCCUACCGCACGGCGCUCCAUGGGCCUGACAUGUGGAGGAGACGACUUGAGCGAUCGGACGCGCACCGAACGGAGCGGUCAGGGCAUCGCACGCGACGAAUUGGAGCGAUCGGACGCGAACCGAACGUAGCUCCUGAAGCGAGAUGGACACCUAGCAAGGCUAGGGGAAUGGGUUGGGAACAGAUUCAGAUGGUUUUGACACAUGUUCACUCUUUUCAAGAAAGAUUGGUAUUGGAACCCACAAAACGAAGGCUCACAAAAGAUGGUCUUGUCAUUGCAGUGGCCCCAUCAAAUAGACGCCCACCACGAGUCGUCUAUAUCAUAGGUGGACACGUUUGGAUAUACAAGAUGAGACAAAAACCCUGUGCAAAACGUUCUUUGAUACCUCAUGGUUUGUGUGAUCCCUCAAAAAACCCAUGA